AGCUUUCAACUUUCAAUACACAGUUUUCUUGUCUGAGGAUGGCAUAAUCUCAAGUUCUCACUAUUUCUCUCUUUCGCUUAAACAAGUCUGCGUCGCGAUGGACCGCAUCCGGGAAUGGUUCGCUCCAACGACGGCGUACGAGCCGAUUCACGAGCAAGCCGACGGCGACGAGGACAGCAGAUUAGCCCCAGAAACACAACCAAGUCCACCGUUCUCUAGGGUUAUAUAUGCCGUGUUCUUUGUUUUGGGAGUGUCUAUGCUAUGGGCAUGGAACAUGUUCCUUGCCGCAGCGCCGUACUUUCACCACCGAUUUCAAUCCGAUCAGUGGGCAAGUAGUCAUUACCAAUCCUCGAUAUUAACGGUCUCAACGGUUACCAACCUGGCGUCGGUGUUUGCACUCGCCAAGAUACAGAAUGGCGCGUCAUACCCGAGACGGAUCGCAGUAUCCUUAUUGAUCAAUAUCGUUGUUUUCACAUUGCUAGCAUUUUCCACCAUCAUCCUCAAACAUGCCUCAAUACCGGUAUAUUUUGGAUUCUUGAUGAUUAUGGUGUCUGGGUCUGCCUUGGCGACCGGAAUCAACCAGAAUGGUGUAUUCGCCUACGUCUCGGGAUUCGGGAGGGAAGAAUAUACCCAGGCCAUCAUGAGCGGCCAAGGAGUGGCAGGCGUGCUGCCUAGUUUGGCGCAGAUUAUUUCUGUUCUGGCUGUCCCCGAAACAAAAGGCAAACAAAGCACAUCGGAAGAGUCGUGGAAAUCGGCCUUUGGGUAUUUCAUUACAGCAACCGCCGUGUCAGCAUUGACCCUGGUUGCUUUCCUCUGGCUGGCAAAGCGGCAGUCACAGCAUCUAUCGGAUGAUGAUGAUGAUCGCUCCGAGUCGAUUAACUCAGAGGGCACAUCCAACAAGAGUGUCAGCCUAUGGGUUCUUUUCUCAAAGCUCCGGCUCACAGCCCUGUCAAUCUUCCUCUGUUUCGUCGUGACCAUGAUGUUCCCCGUUUUUACCUCCAAGAUUGAAUCCGUCCACAACAGCCCCAAUGGAUCCCGGUUCUUCCAACCGGCCGUCUUCAUCCCACUAGCCUUCCUCGUCUGGAAUACAGGCGAUAUGGUGGGUAGGAUAUUGGUUUUGAUUCCGCGAUUCUCGCUGGCACAUCGUCCCUGGGCACUCGUAAUCUUCGCCAUUGCCCGCGCAGGUUUCAUCCCCCUCUAUUUCCUCUGCAAUAUCCGGGGCGAAGGCGCCGUUGUGCAGAGCGAUUUCUUCUAUCUUUUUAUCAUUCAGGGUAUUUUCGGCGCCACAAACGGAUACCUAGCUAGCUGCUGCAUGAUGGGUUUCGGCUCUUGGAUCUCUGCAGAGGAACGCGAGCCUGCUGGCGGCUUCAUGACCCUUAUGCUCGUAGGUGGGUUGGCGGCAGGAAGCUUGUUAAGUUUCUUUGCGGCAAAUGUAUAGAGAACACACAUAGUCAGGUAGUAUUAAGAUAGAGAUAUGUUUGUAUAAUUUGUUGACCUCAUAUAUUCACGAGCUAUGAAUGUUUGUUACCUUUUUAUUAUUUUUUU
Aspergillus ochraceoroseus IBT 24754 is the source of this 1545-nucleotide messenger RNA. RefSeq names its product nucleoside transmembrane transporter FUN26. Gene Ontology annotation, biological process: nucleoside transmembrane transport. The record is from RefSeq and is a predicted model, not a curated record. The transcript has 2 exons. Lineage: Eukaryota; Fungi; Ascomycota; Eurotiomycetes; Eurotiales; Aspergillaceae. Gene Ontology annotation, cellular component: plasma membrane; fungal-type vacuole membrane. Bases 98 to 1438 code for a protein of 446 amino acids. Gene Ontology annotation, molecular function: nicotinamide riboside transmembrane transporter activity; nucleobase transmembrane transporter activity.